This is a messenger RNA of Lasiodiplodia theobromae, 1644 nucleotides long. RefSeq names its product Isocitrate lyase/phosphorylmutase. The coding region runs from base 1 to 1644 and encodes 547 amino acids. Gene Ontology annotation, biological process: carboxylic acid metabolic process. Gene Ontology annotation, molecular function: isocitrate lyase activity. Lineage: Eukaryota; Fungi; Ascomycota; Dothideomycetes; Botryosphaeriales; Botryosphaeriaceae. The record is from RefSeq and is a predicted model, not a curated record. The transcript is spliced from 5 exons.
AUGGCGAACAGCACCAUGCUACCCCAGAUGCCCUCCCUCGACGCGGAGGAGCAGGCGUUCCAGCAGGAGGUCAGGGACAUCCAGCAAUGGUGGUCCGACUCGCGGUGGAGGUACACCAAGCGCCCCUUCACGGCCGACCAGAUUGCCACCAAGCGCGGCAACCUCAAGAUCCAGUACCCGGGCAACGCGCAGUCCAAGAAGCUGUGGAGGACGGUCGAGGGCAGGUUCAAGAACAAGGACGCUAGCUUCACCUAUGGCUGCUUGGACCCCGUCAUGGUCACGCAGAUGGCCAAGUACAUUGACACCGUCUACGUCUCCGGCUGGCAGUGCUCGUCGACGGCCUCGUCGUCGGACGAGCCCGGCCCCGAUCUUGCUGACUACCCCAUGACGACCGUCCCCAACAAGGUCCAGCACCUCUGGUUCGCACAGCUCUUCCAUGACCGGAAACAGCGCGAGGAGCGUCUCUCGGCGCCCAAGGAGAAGCGCAGCCAAUUGCCCAACAUCGACUACCUGCGCCCCAUCAUUGCCGAUGCGGAUACCGGCCAUGGUGGUCUGACGGCCAUCAUGAAGCUGACCAAGAUGUUCAUCGAGAAGGGCGCUGCCGGCAUCCACAUCGAGGACCAGGCUCCCGGCACGAAGAAGUGCGGCCACAUGGCUGGCAAGGUGCUGGUGCCCAUCAGCGAGCACAUCAACCGUCUGGUCGCUAUCCGCGCGCAGGCUGACAUCAUGGGCUCCGACCUUCUCGCCAUCGCGCGUACCGACUCGGAAGCGGCCACGCUCAUCACGUCGACCAUCGACCCGCGCGACCACGGCUUCAUCCUCGGCUGCACCAACCCGGCGCUGCAGCCGCUCGGCGACCUGAUGCGGGCGGCCGAGGAGGCGGGCAAGUCGGGCGACCAGCUGCAGGCCAUUGAGGACCAGUGGACUGCGCAGGCCGGACUCAAGCUCUUCCACCAGGCCGUGGCCGACACCAUCAACGCCGGCGUGCACGUCAACAAGAAGGAGCUGAUCUCCGAGUUCACGCGCCAGAGCAAGGGCAAGAGCCUCCUCGAGCAGCGCGCCAUCGCCAAGGGCAUCACCGGCGUCGACAUCUUCUUCGACUGGGACGCCGCCCGCACCCGCGAGGGCUACUACCGCUACCAGGGCGGCACCCAGUGCGCCGUCAACCGCGCCAUCGCCUACGCCCCGUACGCCGACCUCAUCUGGAUGGAGAGCAAGCUGCCUGAUUACAAGCAGGCCAAGGAGUUCGCCGACGGCGUGCACGCCGUGUGGCCGGAGCAGAAGCUCGCGUACAACCUGUCGCCCUCGUUCAACUGGAAGGCGGCCAUGCCGCGCGACGAGCAGGAGACGUACAUCAAGCGGCUGGCGGCCCUCGGCUACUGCUGGCAGUUCAUCACCCUGGCCGGUCUGCACCAGACGGCCCUCAUCGCCGACACCUUCAGCAAGGCCUACGCCAAGCGCGGCAUGGCCGCCUACGGCGAGCUGAUCCAGGAGCCCGAGAUGGACAACAAGGUCGACGUCGUCACCCACCAGAAGUGGAGCGGCGCCAACUACGUCGACAACAUGCUGAAGAUGGUGAGCGGCGGCGUGAGCUCGACCGCGGCGAUGGGCAAGGGUGUGACCGAGGACCAGUUCAAGCAUUGA